AUGGCUGCUCCUGAUAUCCCUCUGAGGCAAAAGGCCGUAAUCUAUGAUAAACCUGGUACUGUUUCCACCAAGGUUGUCGAGAUCGACGUCCCUGAGCCCGGCCCGGGCGAAGUGUUGAUCAAUCUGACCCAUUCUGGAGUGUGUCACUCAGACUAUGGCAUCAUGUCGAACAAGUGGAAAAUGCUCCCCUAUCCCACUCAGCCGGGCCAGAUCGGUGGCCAUGAGGGCGUUGGAAAGGUGGUGAAAUUCGGCCCCGGGGCUGAGACCUCUGGUCUGAAGAUCGGAGACAGAGUUGGCAUCAAGUGGGUUGCCAGCGCCUGUGGAAACUGCGAGCCCUGCGAAGCUGGCUCUGACGCCCUCUGCUUCUCCCAGAAAGUCUCGGGGUACUACGCUGCUGGCACGUUCCAGCAGUACACACUGGGCCCGGCAAACUACGUGACCCCGAUCCCUGACGAGCUAGCGUCUGAUGAGGCCGCGCCCAUGCUCUGCGCGGGCGUCACCGCCUACUCGGCACUGAAGCGCAGUAACGCUCGCCCAGGCCAGUGGAUCGCCAUUUCCGGUGCGGGCGGUGGCCUGGGCCACAUCGCUGUGCAGCUGGCCUGCAAGGGCAUGGGGCUGCGGGUAAUCGGUAUCGACUACGGCAAUAAAGAAGAACUGGCCAAGGCAUCGGGCGCCGAGCACUUUGUCAACAUCGCCAGAUUUCCCGUGGACGAUGACGGCGCGGCCAUCUCCUCCCACGUGAAGUCGCUGACCGGUGGACUGGGCGUCCACGCCGCCGUGGUGUGCACUUCCUCCAAUGCUGCAUAUGCCCAGGCACUCCAGUUCCUGCGCUUUAACGGUACUCUCGUGUGCGUAGGCGUCCCCGAGAACGAGCCCAAGCCCAUCGCCAGUGCAUUCCCGGCCACCAUGAUUGGAAAGCACUACACUAUCACUGGGUCCACGGUUGGUAACCGGCGCGAGACGAUCGAAACGUUGGAGUUUGCCGCCCGCGGCAUCAUCAAGGCACAUGUCCGCACUGAGACGAUGGACACAUUGACUGGUGUUUUCGAGGAAAUGGAGAAAGGCACUUUGCAAGGGAAAGUUGUCCUGGAUUUGUCUAGUUGA
This is a messenger RNA of Aspergillus pseudonomiae, 1104 nucleotides long. RefSeq names its product zinc-dependent alcohol dehydrogenase. The coding region runs from base 1 to 1104 and encodes 367 amino acids. The record is from RefSeq and is a predicted model, not a curated record. NCBI's taxonomy places the organism in Eukaryota, Fungi, Ascomycota, Eurotiomycetes, Eurotiales, Aspergillaceae. The transcript is spliced from 4 exons. Gene Ontology annotation, molecular function: zinc ion binding; oxidoreductase activity.